Emericellopsis atlantica is the source of this 1049-nucleotide messenger RNA. RefSeq lists its product as uncharacterized. The transcript is spliced from 2 exons. Bases 1 to 633 code for a protein of 210 amino acids. NCBI's taxonomy places the organism in Eukaryota, Fungi, Ascomycota, Sordariomycetes, Hypocreales, Bionectriaceae. The record is from RefSeq and is a predicted model, not a curated record.
AUGGGCCCUCUGCCGUUUGCCGUCCUGCACUCUGUCCUCUUGCACGUCAGACAUCAGGGACAAGGUCGCCUAGACGAUCUGCUGGCCUGCGCCUUGUCUCUCACACUCCGCAUCCAAGGCGAUACGGGGUCACAUCUUGAUCCUUCUAACGGCAAGGCGCCACAUCCGGACCUCCGCGCGGGCGUCCAGAGGUUGGCUCCCAUGCUCAAGGCCAUGGAGAAUCUAGCCUGCGUCUCCGUCGUGGCUGCACCGACUGGUAUCUGCUUUGUCUCGCGCCAAGACCUGAACACCAUCGUCGAGUCUCUUCCGCCAGCUUGCAUCCACCUUGAGAUAGAUACCCGAGAAACAGACGUGUGCACGCUUGACGGGGAGAAGCGCGGAACAGAUCACAUUUGUCCAUUCGUCAUACGGUUGCUUCCCCAGCUCGUGCAGCUACGUCUGCGCACCAGGACUAUGUGCCCUGCCCUUUUCCACACAGGAGUGGACGACGAGGAUCCCCUGAGGGUGCAGCCGGGGAACCUAUCGGGACACAGCUUUUUACGAAUGCCCAAGAUCCGCUCAUUGCUGGGGGAUUGUGGCAGGGCAUACGUUGGAAACCACCGCCGGUGUGGCGCUGAUAUGGUCGCCGCCUAACAGGCGGAUCCCAGCAUGUCGGCCUGGAGCUGCAUCACACAGACGAUGGAAAGGAUGGUAGCAGUCGCUAGGUCCAUGCAUCACGACGUCUUGGGCACAACCAGGGGCCGGACAGCAGUAGCCCUUGGUCUUGGCUGCUCGACCCGAGCAAGGUCAAGACUAGAUGUUGGCUAUUUGCCACAUCGACCACGACGAUCACAAUGACACGCUCUGGGCGUCCGUAGUGCGUGCUGACAUGCUCAAUGAGCAGUCGUAGGCGAUCCCUAUCCGACAAAUCUGGCCCGCCGACGUGCCCGGCAGCUGGCUCAUGAGGCUGCCAGACGGACGAGAGGUCAUGGGACGAGUGCUCACCUCCUAACGCUGGAGGCGGGCGAAGAAGAAGCUUGACUUGACCUCUGGGUCGGGGCAAGGCUCCC